AUGGCUACCUCCUUCUCCAGCAACAGGAUGGAUGUGUUCGCUGAAGCAGGAGAGAAGGGAGACUCUAGACAACAGAGGAGCUCUGUGCUCUCUCCCCAACUACAGAGCUGUACGGUUAUGAUUGGAGCUGGAGCCCUUCAGCAUCUUCAGGCCGUCUCCUCUCUGCAGGCUGGGGUAAACGGGUGGAGCUUCGGUGCGGCUGAGGACCAUGGACGUCCCUGCAGUAGUACUAAUGUAGAGAGCCAGAGGAGGGCCAGGGCCUCCCCAGUCCACCGGACAGGGACUCCUACUCUCACUUCCAACCCCACUCUCACUCCCACUGCCUUGGAAUGGGACAGUCUGCAGCAGGGAUUGGAAGGAGAGGUGGUGGAAGAGUGGGACUUGUGUCAUCAAUCAGCUUAUGGGGUUGGAGUGUCUUAUAGGUGGCUGGAGGGAACUCUACCUCUGCGUAGAGCGAGGGAAGAGGGAGGACUCUAUUGGGGUGAGGAGGCCUGGUCUGAACCUGGGGACAGAGACGAGGAAAGGAACCGGGCCCUCCAGCAGACACCUGUCCUCCUGGUCCAGCAGGCUGAUGUAUGUACCGUUGGGCCGGAGGGGCUACCGGGGCCUGCUAACAAGAGCCCAGGUGUCCUGUCAGGCCUACCUGAUGGCUGCAUCGUCCUGGGAGGUGUCCUGGCAACUGACUGCUGCAGAGGAGACCUGUCCAGGGCCGGAGCCCGCUACGGUGGCCCUGCAGGGACCUCAUUAGGCACUGCUGUAUCCUAUCUGCAGAGAGGAGACGGAGGAGGAAUAGAUGGGUGGACGGAGGAACGAACGGACCGUGCCCACCUCCCACAGGCCAGCAGUAGCUCAACAUACACACAGACCUCUCCCUCUCGGUUUGACACACACACACCCUCUCUGUCUCAGAUUGACACACACAAUUGCAGCCAGGCAACACACACUGCCACUCGGCAGGACAGACACAGACGCAGCCAGGCGGUACGCGGCCUACCGCUAGAGGCUUUGGAGGGCCAGUUCAGUCGUGUCAUGAUGGAUCGAUCCAGGAUGACGGUGGAGGGCCACAGGGAGAAUGACAAGGAGGGGGAGGCUGGGGCCAGGAGGGAAGAGGUGGAGCAGAGCUUCAGGCUGGGCGCUCCGGUUAGCAGGGUGUUUAGGGAGGAGGAGGAGCGGAAGGAGGAGCCAGAGGAGGAGAACCAGUUCUCUGUCUCUGGACUAAGUGCUCUGGUUAGAAGGGUAUGCCAGAUCUCUGGGAUUGGAGGGGAGCAGGAGCUAGACUCUCUGGGGGAAGAGGUCUCUGGGAUGGUUUCUCUGGUCAGCAGGGGGCUCUCCUGGAUGUUUCCGGACACAGGCCGUCUCCUUCGCAGCUCCACCCCCAGGAUCCUGCAGCAGGUCUGGGAAGGUACAGGAGUUCUGCAGCCCGCAGCUGGGGGAGGGGCUGGGAGUCUGCAGCCUGGAGGUGGGGGAGGAGCCAGCUCCAACUGGUCCAGUCAGGUUGUGAGGGAAAGUCAGGUGCUGUCGGUGGUCAAAGAUAGCCAGGUAUUCUCAUUGGUCAGAGAGAGUCAAAUGUACUCCCUGGUCCGAGACAGUCAGGUGUUCUCUAUGGUCAGUGAGCUGCCGUUUGUGCAUCACAUCAGCACAGAGCUAACUCAAGACUUCAGGAUCAUUCACAAUAAGCUCACUCAGGUUCUACAGCCAGUGGAGUCAACUGGACUCCAGCAGAAAUAUAUUUACCUCAACAAAAUACCAGAAAUGAAACUGCCCCUAGUCCACAACACUGUCCUCAGCACAGUACCGAGCCUGUACCCAGCCCACAACACCAUAGAAUUUGCAAAUAAACAGAGCACAGGUAAAGAAGUGGAUUGGAGAACAGAGGACCACAGUCCCAUCAGUGAACUGGCUUGUACAUUGGAGCAGGAGGGCAGAGAGGAAGCUCUAGCUAAGUCAGAAGAACCAAGUCCCAUCAGAGAAAUGGAGUGUACAUUGGAGCAGGAGGGUGGAAAAGAAGCUCUACGUAAGUUGGAGGAACAGAGUCCUGUCAGAGAACUGCAGUGUACAUCAGAGCACCAGGGCAGAGAGAAAUCUCUAGCUAAGUCUGAGGAAAAGAGUCCCAUCAGAGAACUAGAGUGUACAUCGGAGCUGGAGGGCAAAGAGGAAGCUCUAGCUAAGUCAGAAGAAAAAAGUCCCAUCAGAGAACUGCCGUGUACAUCAGAGCACGAGGGUGGAGAGGAAGCUCUAGCUAAGUCAGAAGAUCCAAGUCCCAUCAGAGAACUGGAGUCUACAUCGGAGAUGGAGGGCAGAGAGGAAGCUCAGUCGGAGGAACAGAAUCCAAUCAGAGAACUGCCGUGUACAUCAGAGCACGAGGGUGGAGAGGAAGCUCUAGCUAAGUCAGAAGAACCAAGUCCCAUCAGAGAACUGGAGUAUACAUUGGAGCAGGAGGGUGGAAAGGAAGUUCUAGCUAUGUCGGAGGAAUGGAGCCCCAUCAGAGAACUGCAGUGUUCAUUGGAGCAGGAGGGCAGAGAGGAGGCUCUAGCUAAGUCAGAAGAACCAAGUCCCAUCAAAGAAGUGGAGUGUACUUCAGAGCAUGAGGGCAGAGCUGAAGCUCUACCUAAGUUGGAGGUACAGAGUCCCAUCAGUGAACUAGAGCGUACAUCUGAGCUGGAGGGCAGAGAGGAAGCUCUACCUAAAUUGCAGGAACAGAGCCCCAUCAGAGAAGUGGAGUCUACAUCGUCGCAAGAGGGCAGAGAGGAAGCUCUGGCUAAGUCAGAAGAACCAAGUCCCAUCAGAGAAGUGGAGUCUACAUCGGAGCUGGAGGGCAGAGAGGAAGCUCUGGCUAAGUCAGAAGAACCAAGUCCCAUCAGAGAAGUGGAGUCUACAUCGGAGCUGGAGGGCAGAGGGGAACCUCUACCUAAAUUGGAGGAACAGAGCCCCAUCAGAGAAGUGGAGUCUACAUCGGCGCAGGAGGGCAGAGAGGAAGCUCUAGCUCAGUCAGAGGAACAGAGUCCCAGCAGAGAACUGGCUUGUACAUUGGAGCAGGAGGUCAUAGAGGAAGCUCUAGCUAAGUCGGAGGAACAGAGUCCUGUCAGAGAACUGCAGUGUACAUCAGAGCACAAGGGUGUAGAGGAAGCUCUAGCUAAGUCAGAAGAACCACGUCCCAUCAGAGAAAUGGAGUGUACAUCGGAGCAGGAGGGCAGAGAGGAAGCGCUACGUAAGUUGGAGGAACAGAGUCCUGUCAGAGAACUGCCGUGUACAUCAGAGCACGAGGGCGGAGAGGAAGCUCUAGCUAAGUCAGAAGAUCCAAGUCCCAUCAGAGAACUGGAGUCUACAUCGGAGAUGGAGGGCAGAGAGGAAGCUCAGUCGGAGGAACAGAAUCCAAUCAGAGAACUGCCGUGUACAUCAGAGCACGAGGGUGGAGAGGAAGCUCUAGCUAAGUCAGAAGAACCAAGUCCCAUCAGAGAACUGGAGUAUACAUUGGAGCAGGAGGGUGGAAAGGAAGUUCUAGCUAUGUCGGAGGAAUGGAGCCCCAUCAGAGAACUGCAGUGUUCAUUGGAGCAGGAGGGCAGAGAGGAGGCUCUAGCUAAGUCAGAAGAACCAAGUCCCAUCAAAGAAGUGGAGUGUACUUCAGAGCAUGAGGGCAGAGCUGAAGCUCUACCUAAGUUGGAGGUACAGAGUCCCAUCAGUGAACUAGAGCGUACAUCUGAGCUGGAGGGCAGAGAGGAAGCUCUACCUAAAUUGCAGGAACAGAGCCCCAUCAGAGAAGUGGAGUCUACAUCGUCGCAAGAGGGCAGAGAGGAAGCUCUGGCUAAGUCAGAAGAACCAAGUCCCAUCAGAGAAGUGGAGUCUACAUCGGAGCUGGAGGGCAGAGAGGAAGCUCUGGCUAAGUCAGAAGAACCAAGUCCCAUCAGAGAAGUGGAGUCUACAUCGGAGCUGGAGGGCAGAGGGGAACCUCUACCUAAAUUGGAGGAACAGAGCCCCAUCAGAGAAGUGGAGUCUACAUCGGCGCAGGAGGGCAGAGAGGAAGCUCUAGCUCAGUCAGAGGAACAGAGUCCCAGCAGAGAACUGGCUUGUACAUUGGAGCAGGAGGUCAUAGAGGAAGCUCUAGCUAAGUCGGAGGAACAGAGUCCUGUCAGAGAACUGCCGUGUACAUCAGAGCACGAGGGCGGAGAGGAAGCUCUAGCUAAGUCAGAAGAACCAAGUCCCAGCAGAGAACUGGCUUGUACAUUGGAGCAGGAGGUCAUAGAGGAAGCUCUACCUAAGUUGGAGGAACAGAAUCCUGUCAGAGAACUGCAGUGUACAUCAGAGCAUGAGGGUGGAGAUGAAGCUCUAGCUAAGUCAGAAGAAUCAAGUUCCUUCAGAGAAGUGGAGUGUUCAUUGGACCAGGAGGGCAGAGAGGAAGCUCUACCUAAGUCUGAGGAACAGAGUCCUGUCAGAGAACUGGAGUGUACAUCAGAGCAUGAGGGCAAAGAAGAAGCUCAAGCUCUGUCGGAGGAACAGUGUCCCAUCAGAGAAGUGGAGUGUACAUCCGAGCACGAGGGUGGAGAUGAAGCUCUACCUAAGUUGGAGGAACAGAGCCCCAUCAGAGAAGUGGAGUAUACAUCGGCGCAGGAGGGCAGAGAGGAAGCUCUGGCUAAGUCAGAAGAACCAAGUCCCAUCAGAGAAGUGGAGUCUACAUCGGAGCUGGAGGGCAGAGAGGAAGCUCUAGCUCAGUCGGAGGAACAGAGUCCCAUCAGAGAACUGGAGUGUACAUCAGAGCACGAGGGUGGAGAGGAAGCUCUAGCUAAGUCAGAAGAACCAAGUCCCAGCAGAGAACUGGCUUGUACAUUGGAGCAGGAGGUCAUAGAGGAAGCUCUACCUAAGUUGGAGGAACAGAAUCCUGUCAGAGAACUGCAGUGUACAUCAGAGCACGAGGGUGGAGAUGAAGCUCUAGCUAAGUCAGAAGAAUCAAGUUCCUUCAGAGAAGUGGAGUGUUCAUUGGACCAGGAGGGCAGAGAGGAAGCUCUACCUAAGUCUGAGGAACAGAGUCCUGUCAGAGAACUGGAGUGUACAUUAGAGCAUGAGGGCAAAGAAGAAGCUCAAGCUCUGUCGGAGGAACAGUGUCCCAUCAGAGAAGUGGAGUGUACAUCCGAGCACGAGGGUGGAGAUGAAGCUCUACCUAAGUUGGAGGAACAGAGCCCCAUCAGAGAAGUGGAGUCUACAUCGGCGCAGGAGGGCAGAGAGGAAGCUCUAGCUCAGUCGGAGGAACAGAGUCCCAUCAGAGAACUGGAGUGUACAUCAGAGCACGAGGGUGGAGAGGAAGCUCUAGCUAAGUCAGAAGAACCAAGUCCCAGCAGAGAACUGGCUUGUACAUUGGAGCAGGAGGUCAUAGAGGAAGCUCUACCUAAGUUGGAGGAACAGAAUCCUGUCAGAGAACUGCAGUGUACAUCAGAGCACGAGGGUGGAGAUGAAGCUCUAGCUAAGUCAGAAGAAUCAAGUUCCUUCAGAGAAGUGGAGUGUUCAUUGGACCAGGAGGGCAGAGAGGAAGCUCUACCUAAGUCUGAGGAACAGAGUCCUGUCAGAGAACUGGAGUGUACAUUAGAGCAUGAGGGCAAAGAAGAAGCUCAAGCUCUGUCGGAGGAACAGUGUCCCAUCAGAGAAGUGGAGUGUACAUCCGAGCACGAGGGUGGAGAUGAAGCUCUACCUAAGUUGGAGGAACAGAGCCCCAUCAGAGAAGUGGAGUCUACAUCGGCGCAGGAGGGCAGAGAGGAAGCUCUAGCUCAGUCGGAGGAACAGAGUCCCAUCAGAGAACUGGAGUGUACAUCAGAGCACGAGGGUGGAGAGGAAGCUCUAGCUAAGUCAGAAGAACCAAGUCCCAGCAGAGAACUGGCUUGUACAUUGGAGCAGGAGGUCAUAGAGGAAGCUCUACCUAAGUUGGAGGAACAGAAUCCUGUCAGAGAACUGCAGUGUACAUCAGAGCACGAGGGUGGAGAUGAAGCUCUAGCUAAGUCAGAAGAAUCAAGUUCCUUCAGAGAAGUGGAGUGUUCAUUGGACCAGGAGGGCAGAGAGGAAGCUCUACCUAAGUCUGAGGAACAGAGUCCUGUCAGAGAACUGGAGUGUACAUCAGAGCAUGAGGGCAAAGAAGAAGCUCAAGCUCUGUCGGAGGAACAGUGUCCCAUCAGAGAAGUGGAGUGUACAUCCGAGCACGAGGGUGGAGAUGAAGCUCUACCUAAGUUGGAGGAACAGAGCCCCAUCAGAGAAGUGGAGUAUACAUCGGCGCAGGAGGGCAGAGAGGAAGCUCUGGCUAAGUCAGAAGAACCAAGCCCCAUCAGAGAAGUGGAGUCUACAUCGGAGCUGGAGGUCAUAGAGGAAGCUCUACCUAAGUUGGAGGAACAGAAUCCUGUCAGAGAACUGCAGUGUACAUCAGAGCACGAGGGUGGAGAUGAAGCUCUAGCUAAGUCAGAAGAUCCAAGUCCCAUCAGAGAACUGCAGUGUACAUCGGUGCAGAAGGGCAGAGAGGAAGCUCUAGCUCAGUCAAAGGAACAGAGUCCCAGCAGAGAACUGGCUUGUACAUUGGAGCAGGAGGUCAUAGAGGAAGCUCUAGCUAAGUCGGAGGAACAGAGUCCUGUCAGAGAACUGCAGUGUACAUCAGAGUACGAGGGUGUAGAGGAAGCUCUAGCUCAGUCGGAGGAACAGAGUCCUGUCAGAGAACUGCAGUGUACAUCAGAGCACAAGGGUGGAGAGGAAGCUCUAGCUAAGUCAGAAGAACCAAGUCCCAGCAGAGAAAUGGAGUGUACAUCGGAGCAGGAGGGCAGAGAGGAAGCGCUACGUAAGUUGGAGGAACAGAGUCCUGUCAGAGAACUGCCGUGUACAUCAGAGCACAAGGGUGGAGAGGAAGCUCUAGCUAAGUCGGAGGAACAGAGUCCUGUCAGAGAACUGCAGUGUACAUCAGAGCACAAGGGUGGAGAGGAAGCUCUAGCUAAGUCAGAAGAACCAAGUCCCAGCAGAGAACUGGCUUCUACAUCGGAGCUGGAGGGCAGAGAGGAAGCUCUAGCUCAGUCGGAGGAACAGAGUCCUGUCAGAGAACUGCAGUGUACAUCAGAGCACGAGGGUGGAGAGGAAGCUCUAGCUAAGGCAGAAGAACCAAGUCCCAGCAGAGAACUGGCUUGUACAUUGGAGCAGGAGGUCAUAGAGGAAGCUCUAGCUAAGUCGGAGGAACAGAGUCCCAUCAGAGAACUGCAGUGGACAUCAGAGCAUGAGGGUAGAGAGGAAGCUCUACCUAAGUUGGAGGAACUGAAGUGUACAUCGGAGUUGGAGGCCGGAGAGAAAGCGCUAGCUCAGUCGGAGGAACAGAGUCCUGUCAGAGAACUGGAGUGUGCAUCAGAGCACGAGGGCAAAGAAGAAGCUCAAGCUCUGUCGGAGGAACAGAGUCCCAUCAGAGAACUGCAGUGUACAUCAGAGCACGAGGGUGGAGAUGAAGCUAAAGCUAAGUCAGAAGAACCAAGUCCCAUCAGAGAACUGCAGUGUACAUCAGAGCAGGAGGGCAGAGAGGAAGCUCUAGCUAGGGCUGAGGAACAGAGUCCUGUCAGAGAAGUGGAGUGUACAUCAGAGCAUGAGGGCAAAGAAGAAGCUCAAGCUCUGUCGGAGGAACAGUGUCCCAUCAGAGAAGUGGAGUGUACAUCCGAGCACGAGGGUGGAGAUGAAGCUCUACCUAAGUUGGAGGAACAGAGCCCCAUCAGAGAAGUGGAGUAUACAUCGGCGCAGGAGGGCAGAGAGGAAGCUCUGGCUAAGUCAGAAGAACCAAGUCCCAUCAGAGAAGUGGAGUCUACAUCGGAGCUGGAGGGCAGAGAGGAACCUCUAGCUCAGUCGGAGGAACAGAGUCCUGUCAGAGAACUGCAGUGUACAUCAGAGCACGAGGGUGGAGAUGAAGCUCUAGCUAAGUCAGAAGAUCCAAGUCCCAUCAGAGAACUGCAGUGUACAUCGGUGCAGAAGGGCAGAGAGGAAGCUCUAGCUCAGUCAAAGGAACAGAGUCCCAGCAGAGAACUGGCUUGUACAUUGGAGCAGGAGGUCAUAGAGGAAGCUCUAGCUAAGUCGGAGGAACAGAGUCCUGUCAGAGAACUGCAGUGUACAUCAGAGUACGAGGGUGUAGAGGAAGCUCUAGCUAAGUCAGAAGAUCCAAGUUCCACCAGAGAACUGGAGUGUACAUCAGAGAACGAGGGUGGAGAGGAAGCUCUAUCUAAGUCAGAGGAACAGAGUAUAACCAAGAAGGCGCUGUGGCCAUCAAAGGACCAGAUCGAGAUUGUGGAGGACCAACAUUGUGUCACUUGUGGAGCCAAGAGCACCAAGUCACAGCCCCCUCCAGAGCAGCGUAACAACACCAGUUCCACAGGCCCAGAGAAUAUCUUUAUUCCUGGGCAUGGAAAUCAGAGGACUGAUGAUGUUCAGGUGUAUUAUGGGAGCCUGGUGGAGUUCCCAGGGGCUCUGGUUAAACUCCAGUCCCUUCCCGUAUCCACCCUCCUGGGCUGUCUCCAGUCCGUCCUCCCCUCCGUCUUCACCUCACAGAGACUACUGGGUCUCUACUGGCUGGGCGUGGCUAACUGCAGCCAGCCCCACCCACACCUCGCCCUUGUUCUCCUAUUGGAGUCCUGCCUCUACGCCCUGACCUUUGACCCUGACACGACAGAUCAGACAACUCCUCUGACAGUGUUCCACCACCUCCCCCUGCUACAGGUUAAGGAGAUCCUGGUGGGUUUUGGCGGUCAGAGCCUGCGUCUCAAGGCCUCCAGUGAGGAGUGUGUCCUCACCCUCUACACCCACAGCCAGACCCUCACCCAGGCCCUCACCCACACCAUGCUUGGGGUCCUCUGUCCUGGGGACCAGAGAGUGUCCCAACACCCCCUCCUGGUAGAGAACCUGAUGGUUCUGUCUCUGGACUGGAAGGCCCAGGCACCUGACCUGCUGCUGAAUGCUGAACUCAGGCUGUCUGGCCAGUUCCACAGGACCCUAGCUGACCUGGUCUACCUCGUCCACGGCAACAUGAACCGAGAGAAGCCUCUUCUGGGAGAGGUUAGACUGCUGCUUUACACCAGCGUUGGUGUGACAACGACCCCUGACCCCAGACCUGACCCCUGGGCCCAGCUCCUCCUCACAGACACACACCUGGGACUGGUGCAGGAGGAUACAGUGUUCCACCCCGCCCCCCACCACGUCCCCCUGCUGUCCCGCCAGGCCCAGUUCAAGGGGGUGACCCUCCGUUGCCUCUCCGACGUCCAAUGUGUGAUAGUCCGAGACGGGGUUGGGAGCUCGACCAGUGUGUGUGGAGAUGGGGCCGGGGAUGAAGGUGGGGCAACCAGGCUGGACAUCAUCCUGUCUCAGGACUGGAGGACCAGGAGAGAGAGGCCUAGAGGUCACCCUGAAAGAGGUGCUGUUGCUGAAGCUGAUGGAAGUGCGGUAGGGGGGGUAGCUGGAGCUAGUGUCCUGUCUGCUGCCUCUAAUUCAUGUCCUCCACAGCAGCAGGCUGAAGUAUGGAAAUUACAUUUCAGCUGCUCCUCCGAGGCCGCCUGUCUGAUUAAUCACUUGUCAAACGUCUGAAUGGUCACUGAUCAAGGACUAGAGGACUGGUCAGAACAUAAUGAACUACAGCUUAGACGGGUACCAGUUCUGUCCGGUCCUAACUCUCAUCGAGAGAAUGGCAGGGUGUGUGUAUGCUCACUGAGUGGCAGUCAAGGGUCCAAUGUAUCUCAAACAAACAAUGGAGAAUAUCGCUACCAUUAAACUAUUUAGGGCCAGUUUCCUGAACACAGACUAAGCCUAGUCAUGGACUAAACAGCAGGCUCAAAAUACAAUAUCCUUAUUCCUUAUAGUCCAGGGAACAGGCCCAUAGAGUAUAGUAAUACAUUGAUGUGUUUAAGUUUUGGUGAAUGUUUCCAUGCACAUAGUUCUAGGAAAUUUCUAAAUCAAAUGUGCCACUUACUUUCACAUUCAUUUAAAGAGACUCAGGGACAUGACGUGGUAGUGGUCCAUAGUGGGUCAAUUUCCGCAAAAACUAAGAGCAUUGAAGCGCGAGGCUCAACUUCUCCUCUGUCUUUGUAGCUACCAGCGAACACACGCGCAUGAGCAGAUAUUGUGUGACUGAGAGCGAAGUCCAGAAUCUCGCUCAUCUCAAUAUUUGUGGAGCUGCUUGUGGCCACAUAAUUUCGCAGUCUACCUUUUUAAGUCUUUCUGAACUGCACUAUAUUUAUUUGUUUAUCUUCUGUUCAAUGCUGUGUUAGUCUGUUCAUGCUGUUUUUGUUCACACUGUGGAGGGAACACAGGACACUAGGUUCUACAGAAUGUAAGCUAUUUUAAGGGAAGAUGUGAAGGGCACAAAUAAUUGCAGGGUAAGCUUUUUAAGCAUAUUUGCACAUUUGACCACAAAACAGACCAGUGUUAAAUAUUAAAAUGUUUGCGUUUUAUGGACAUGUAUAAACAAUGAAUGUAUUUUAUACCAAAUAAAGUCAUGCAAUUUAAAUAAAA
Oncorhynchus mykiss (rainbow trout) is the source of this 10488-nucleotide messenger RNA. The record is from RefSeq and is a predicted model, not a curated record. NCBI's taxonomy places the organism in Eukaryota, Metazoa, Chordata, Actinopteri, Salmoniformes, Salmonidae.